Molecule: messenger RNA, 402 nt
Organism: Thlaspi arvense
Lineage: Eukaryota; Viridiplantae; Streptophyta; Magnoliopsida; Brassicales; Brassicaceae
Source: the annotation of a GenBank genome assembly
AUGAAUUUCUUUAACCAAACGGAUGUAAUCGGGAAAGAGUUGUUUUAUUGUAAUCGGAAAGCCGAUGAGCACAACGAGCAGGGCUUCUUCUUCAGCGAGAACCUCUGUGAUCUUAGAAAACCCUAUUUCUCGGCCACAACCGACAGAAAGAUUAGUCCUUCGUUUGAACAGGAAGAAGAAGAAAGUCUCACGGAAAGACGGGACGGUGGACAACGAGUUCAUGCAGAAGAAGAGUUCAAAGAAAUGUUGUAUCGUUUCACCAACAGAAGCCCUUUGAUGAGGAUGAUUGACAGCGAAGAAGAUGAAGAUAACAAUAACCAUCACCAUGAUCAUGGCCAUAACCAUGAACACUCCCAUUCUGGUGAGGCCUCUUCUUCUUCAAGCGAUUCUAAAGCAGUUUGA